This is a messenger RNA of Rotaria sp. Silwood2, 621 nucleotides long. The record is from the annotation of a GenBank genome assembly. Lineage: Eukaryota; Metazoa; Rotifera; Eurotatoria; Philodinida; Philodinidae.
AUGAAUAAUAGUGAAAGUAUGUUAUUGGUACCAAAAUUGGAAUAUUUUAUAUUGAAGAGUGCUGUUGUCAAUGACUUCGAAUUUGUUUGUUUAAAAUGGCUUCUUAAUAAUAUUAAUUAUGUUAAAAAACUUCAAAUUGAUUUACGUAGUAGAGCUGUAUGGAGAUCAGAUCAAAUGAUAUGGAAAUCUUUAAUUGAUGCAAAUUUUAUUCGCCAAUAUUGUUUACCUGAUCAAAUAGUUAAUUUACAAGAUUUUCGUUUUUAUAUUCGUGCAAAUUGUCAAUUAUCAUCAUAUGAUAUUGAAAAAAUAAUAAAUUCUUUUAAAAGCAACUCUUUUUUUAUUUCCCAUCAAUGGACAAAUGUGAAAUGUUUUUAUAAUGAAGGUGCAUCAUAUCAACAUAUAUUUUCUUCUAUUCUUGAUAAAUAUCAAUGCUUUGAUCAUUUAUUUAAUUAUCAUUGUAUAUCAUAUGAUUUGUCAGAUCUCGCGCAUAUUCGAAUCAGUAUUGAUCCAUCUGUUUAUGCAUUUUUCGAACAAUUCAAUAAAUUAUGUCCUAAGGUUUGUCAUAUCACAAUUUAUACAGGUAAAUAUUUUUUUUUUGAAUAUUUUCGCAAUGGUUUAUAG